Saccostrea echinata is the source of this 7503-nucleotide messenger RNA. RefSeq names its product DENN domain-containing protein 4C-like. Gene Ontology annotation, molecular function: protein binding. Gene Ontology annotation, biological process: regulation of Rab protein signal transduction. The coding region runs from base 70 to 6069 and encodes 1999 amino acids. The record is from RefSeq and is a predicted model, not a curated record. The transcript is spliced from 37 exons. Gene Ontology annotation, cellular component: cytoplasmic vesicle. NCBI's taxonomy places the organism in Eukaryota, Metazoa, Mollusca, Bivalvia, Ostreida, Ostreidae.
AGUAAAGACCUUUGUGAAGACCCUGCAGCCACUUCUAUAGAGGCUGCAAUAACCAAACGAAUCUGGGUAAUGGACGACAGAAGGGUAGCAGACUAUUUUGUUGUGGCAGGGUUACCUGACAACCCUCUUCCCCUAGAGGAGUUCUCAAACGAGGCAGCCAUCAAACCAACCUAUAAACAGGACCCCAUCACUGACAUUGCCGUAAUUGACAAGACCCUAGGAGAGAAGGUCCCCAAAGGAUAUACAUGUAUAGAGAGAACACAGGCCAAUUUCCUGGCUGAUCUAAAUCAUGGGAGUAUCAGGUGUCAUGAGAUGUUUCUGUGUUACAGGCGAGGGAGAGAUAAGCCACCGCUUACUGAUGUGGGAGUGCUUUAUGAAGGAAAGGAAAGACUGAUGUCAGAAUGUGAAAUCGUCCACACCACCCCCUGGGGAAGUCCCGCUAAUGUGAAUAAUGGCAGUAAUGGGAGGAUCUAUAUCACGUAUCGUCGAGCUCGAGAAACGGCAGCCAGUGAUACCCUGGCUGUAGUAGAUGUUGUCAUUAUAUUACAAAACAAGAAUGAAGUUGCUCCACAUGCCUAUCACAAAAUAGAGAAAAAUCUGAACAGAGGAAUGGUGGGAUCAGAUGUUUUUGUGUGCUACAAAAAGGCCAUGGUUAAGGCAGAUAUCCUUGCCUACAAACCUGGCUUAAUACAGAGGUACCCUGAAGAAGAUUAUGAGAAUUUUCCAUUGCCCCCUGAGGUGCCUCAGUUUUGUCUCCCCAUGGGAGCCUCAAUAGAAUGUUGGUCAGCCAAAGCACAGCAUCCUCUGCCAGUCUUCUCUACAUUUGUUUUAACAUUAUCAAAUAAUGAAAAGGUUUAUGGAGCAGCAGUGACAUUUUAUGAGGAGUUUGAAGAAGAGAAACUGACUGAUUUACAAAUGAGACAUUUAGGAUUAAAAAACAAACACAUAAGAGAACAAUACAGAAUACUGAAAACUGUACAUUCCAAUAAAAGUAUCUGUCUGCUCUCUCACUGGCCAUUUUUUGAUGCAUUUAGGAAGUUUUUGACAUACCUAUAUAGGAUAUCUAUAACAGGACCACAUCCUGUACCUAUUGAAAGGCAUAUAUCUCAUUUUAUGUUUGAUGUUCCGUACCCCUCACCUCAAAGGCCCAGAAUUCUUGUCCAGUUGAACCAUGAUGCCCUUUCUUUGUCAAUGCCAGAGGAUUCUCCAUUGCCCCAGAGUGGGGCAUCUUUUGUGACCCUGCUGAAGAAUAUGGGCCCAGAGAACUGUAUGAGUCUGCUGUUGUACAUUCUGCUGGAGUAUAAGAUUCUUAUCCACUCCCUGAGGCCAGCCGUAUUGACGGGGGUAGCUGAAGCUGUGGCGGGGAUGAUCUUUCCCCUACAUUGGCAGUGUGCCUACAUCCCUCUCUGUCCACUGGGAUUGUCAGACAUGUUAUCUGCCCCUGUGCCAUAUAUUGUAGGGAUUGACUCUAGGUAUUUUGAUCUAUAUGACCCUCCCCCAGAUGUAGUGUGUGUGGACUUGGACACAAUCACUAUCAGUCUGCCUGAUGAUAAGAAGGGUGUUAAUUACAGGAGUUUACCAAAGAAGCCAGCGCGAGUUUUACAGGACACCCUCCACAAACUGUUUGAUGAGCUGUCCACGAGGCAAGGUCUGGGACACAAUAUUGAUGAAGUGAACCUGGAGAUGGGCUCCAUUGAUACAGACUUCAAACGCAAGAGGAAAGAGGAUCUUUCUGUGGUAAUUGAAAAAAAGACUCUACUAGAGCUGUCCAUCCAAGAGGCAUUAUUGAGAUUUAUGGCCUGUCUACUGAAGGGGUACAAAAACUUUCUAAAACCCAUCACCAAAGCCCCUACAGAAUCCACCACUGAUCCCUCCUCACUGUUUGAUAUUCAGGGUUUCUUAAGAAGCAGGGACAAGGCAAAUUUAAAGUUUUUUCAGCAACUGAUAAAAACCCAAACAUUUAUCAGCUUUAUAUCAGAGAGAUCAUUUGUGUCAGACAAAGAUGCCAGUAUUGCAUUCUUUGAUGAAUGCAUGGAAAAGGUAGAUGAAACAAAGGAUGAACCUAAGCUGAUAGACAUAGACGAGUCUCAGAACAGUGAGAGAACAGUUUUCAUAAUGCCUCCUGACCCAAUUGGCUUACCAGAAGGGAAAACUUACAGCUAUAAUGGCUUUCCUGAGUUGCGUUCAGAGUUGUUUCUCAGAAAACAGAUCUCCAAUGUGUCUUUAAAUGAGAAACCUACCAAAAGUGUGCAUGAACCUUUGUCACGUAGAACCAAGCAGGAAGUCAGAUCAGCCCAAAAGAUGGCACACCAAUAUGCAAAUGACCCUCAAUUAUGGGCUAAGUGUUUGUUGAGUCACUGCUACAGUCUCUGGUUUAUUCAUCUGCCAGCUUACAUCGACCACUCCAAGGCACUCAACAAAUGUAUGAAAGAGGCCUACGAUGUACUUCAGAAGAUGCAGCUGGCCAAACUACAGCCCCCAGAUGAGAUGUGUUACCGUGUGAUGCUACAGUUAUGUUGUCUGUAUAAUCAGCCUGUGAUGGCCGUCAAAGUCUUCUACCAAAUGAAGCGAGCUAAUGUCCAGCCUAAUGCCAUUACUUAUGGCUACUACAACAAGGCAGUAUUUGAAGGAACUUGGCCUUCUACACGAAGUAAUGCUACCAUUCUGUGGAGAAAACUCAGAAAUGUCAUUAUUGGAGCUGCUCAAUUUCGAAGACGUUUACGCCGUAGAAGCAUGUCCAUUAAUUCUAACUCGGGGAGUGAUUAUGACAGGAUAAGUCGUACUAGUAUUGACAGUUUCCUAGAGGACCACACAGACAGAGGCAAUCCUACAAUAAUGCUGAAAUCAGACAUUUUCAGUGAUUCUAGUCAGAUCAGUAUGGCCAGUAAAGUCACAGUAUCCUCAACAGCUAAAGAGGAGAGCAACAGUACAGGUGGGGUGUCAGACAAGGGCUAUAACUCAAUGUCCCGAGAAGAACUGAAAUCACUCAGCCAUCCCGUGUCCAAUGGUGAAUCUGAGCAGGAUCACGACAAAGCUCGUAAAGAUAAAAGCAGCUUACGAUUUACUUUACCUAAUACGCUCAAAGUCAAGGAGAAAAAGGAAACUAAUGGUGGAAAUCAAGAUAUCACAUUUUCUGAGGUGGAGACAGACUUCAGACACAGAGUGGGUAGUAUCGUGAGGAAAUCCCUGGGCAGCGUCAGUAGUUCUGGAAGUCACGAGACUCUCAAAGGAAGUAUGAUGACAAGUUCACAAGCGGGACUAUUGAUGCUGAGUCAAAAUUCCUUGGAUUCUACAUCAUUUCCACAGGAGGUCAAUCUUCAGUCUAGCUUUAAUGCUGGUGACAGCAAAAGGAAACGCCAUAAAAGUGCUGGAGACUACCACACAAAGACCACACGAUCAAAUAGUGUGUUCAAUAAUUGGCGGCCACGACACAUUAGUGGUGACCCAAGUUGUAUGGCCAGGCCUUCCAAAGACAUGCUAGAUGAUGAUAUAUUUGUAGAGGAAGCUGAACCAAGUUCUGGACCGAAUUUGGAGGGAAUUACUGAGACAGUGGAUAGUGGAGUGAUUGUAGAGGACUCACAAGGUGCAGGUCACCCCAGUGAGACACCCCAGACUCAGAAUCUGGAAAACAGAACUAUUCCUCCUGUUAUAAUGGAGUCCAAGCCUUGUGAUAUUCCACAGAGGAGGAGUUUGCUUGAUGGAUCUAGUAAUUUUGUACAUUCCUUAAGUUCCCCAGUCACAGAGAAUGAUCCACUUGGAUUGUUCAAAGAUGAAAGUCCAGAACAAGGAGAGGAAGAAGAAAAAGUGGUCAUGAGAAGAAAAAACAUUCAGACUAAACCUUUUGAGUCAGAGAGGUUGAGUUAUGUCCGUCAUAGUGCUGAUUUUGAUGCGGAUAUUCAUCCUGAUGCUAAAAUUAUAUUUGAUCCAGAUGAUCCUGACUCUGUGUAUACAGUUAGAGAAAUAGACCCCAGUGAGGCAGGGAUUAAGUGCAAUAGGAAUAUUCCAGAUGAUCAGAAGGCUUCCUUUAGACUUGGUUCAGGUUUGAGCCUUGAUGACUCCUUGUCGUCAAAUGAUUUAUAUGGAGACUCAAGACCUUUAUCUCAAAUGGAGAAAAUUGGGAAAAGGUUAAAGGAAAUGGGAAGAACACAGAGUACCCCAGAUAACCUGGAUGAACAGGAUCGCUCCAGUAAAUCUAGACUUAGUGCUGUUACUAGUUAUCUUACGUCUUUCCAGUCACCCACAAAAAAAUCCCAGGACUCUCUGGAUGAAGCUGGGGGAACGCCUUCAGAAUCCAGAUUUUCAAGAUUAGGGAGCUUUAGAAAAAGAGAAAGGUUAAGCGGUGCUUUUAAGUCAGCAGCAGGUGCUCUGAUGAAUAAGAUGAAUGAAAUAAAACAAACAAUAUCCACCCCAGUAAAGUACGGAUCUAAUCAGUCACUCGGAAGAUCAAGUGACAAUCUGGAUGGGGAUGAGAAAAGAGGAAGAGACAUGCCAGCAAGAUCUUUGGAUCACCACAGAAAACACAGAAAUCCUUUAGAAGAAUUUGACAACUUACAUCCAUAUCCUAAUAGUAGCUUACCAUCCUCUUCUUUUAUGGAGCAGUAUGUUCCUCUAAAAGAAUUUGGUGAAAACAAAUCUGUCACAUUUGCCAGUUUAGAAAACACUUUACAAAACAUUGCCAUGGAGAUAGAGAUAAGUAGCUGUUUCCGGUGUAACAGGUGUCGAGCUCUUUUGUAUGAUGAGGAAAUUAUGGCAGGAUGGUCAGCAGAUGAUUCAAAUCUUAAUACUUCUUGCAUUUUCUGCCAGAAUAAACUAGUGCCAAAAUUACAGAUUUAUGUGAAGGACUGGCGAGGUGGUAACAUUUCUUCAGUGGGAGAGAGUAAAGAUGAUGAUGCUGACAAACACUCCACCAAUACAGACCCUGAUGUACACUCUAGUCAUUCAAACCAUGAUCCAUGGGUUCUCCAAGAAAAGAUUCACUCCAACUCUAGUCUAGAAAACUCCAAUGUGGACUUCUUCUUUGGGGAAGAGCAUCUGGAGGGUGAGGGACCACUCAAUGUGCUAGAGUCCCCAGAAAGGGCAAAGAGAGACAGUCACUUGGCUAAGGCAGCCCUUUCUAACACUGUUAGUCCACGCUCUUCUGGUUCUCUAGACUUGGAAGGAAUUGCUUUGAAUUCUCGGAGACGCUGUGCCAGUGAGUGCUUCACAAACUCCACAGACAACAUGAUGUAUGGGUCGUCGUUUGAUUCUAUGGAGGAUUACGGGGGAUUCAGGUCUUCUCUUCGUAUUUCUAUUGGAGAAGAUGUAGAGUUACCUGUAGGACCAGAUCCAGAACCUGAGAUGAAGAAAGACUUCAUGGAAAGAUGUACAACAUCUGUAGAUCCUAUCACAGUUCCUUACUUAUCUCCCUUGGUGCUGCGUAAGGAGCUGGAUAAUAUUCUGGCCAAUGAGGGAGAUCUCUCGGUUGGGUCCGAUGAAUUCCUUGACCAACAUCCAAUCAUCUUCUGGAAUCUGGUGUGGUACUUUAAGAGACUGGAAGUACCAAGCCACGUACCAGGAUUUUUGUUGACUGCUAAGUCUAUCAAUGGCGAGGACGGAAACGUUGGGAUAUACAGCAGUAAGCAUGUUUUGAUACGACCCCUGUGGGAUAAUGUCCGUAUUCAUGAAGAAGUGGGUUUACCUAUGUACAGAUUAUGGAAUGAAGGAAAAAGUUCACAUACUGUAGAUGCAUUAAUUACUGAGGCACAGCCUUUCAACAGGGCAAUUCUCCAUCAGAUCAUUGAGAGCAUUAUGUGUAAUGACCUCCUGACCCCUGUCAAACUGGUGAUGAACUGUCGUCGAAGACUUCGUUUGAGAAAGACACGUCAUCGCGGCAUGUACAGAGACAUUAUGUUCCUGGCUUUUGUAGCCUGUGGGAAGGAAAACAUUGAUCAUGAUGCUUUUGAUCGAGAAUAUAGACAAGCAUUCAACAAGCUCUCCCACAUGGAAAUAAAACGCACUCAAAGAGACGAUCGGCCAAGGAAAACGAGGAUCAUCUGGUGUCGAAAAGUGUUUGGGGAUCUAGAGGUGUAGAUAUUUUUAAGAUGUUUUCCGUUUCAUAGAGGGUGUUUGUGUGUAUGGGGAACAGACAUGUUCUAAAAUAUUGAUGUAAAUUUCUUCAGCACACAUGGACUCUAUUGAAUUAUUGGGGGUAUGUGUUUUGUAAUGCAGGAUCUUUUAAAGAUCAUUGGUCAUUGAAUAUGUAAAUGUGUUCUCUUCAUUAACAAAUGAAUUAGGACUGAAGAUAUAUUAAAGGUAAUGUACUUAAAAUGUAUUAUAACAAAGUGUAUGUAUUGAAUAAUUACUGGCAAGGAUAUGCAUUGUUUCUCAUAGCUUAUCUCUUUUUUAAAAAAGUUGAUGUUUGCUCAAUUUAGUGGUUAAAUUUUAUUUUGAACAAUGAGUUAUAGUAGUCCAAGUUUAUUAUAAUUCACACCUCUACUGACAACAAGAUAAGUUUGACACUACAUACAAUAUAGAAUGUUUUUAGUAGAUAUACGUCACAGUUGUUAUGGUGUGUUAUUAUUUAUUAUUUCACCGAUAUAAAUAAUUGUGUAAAUAAUCUGAACCCCCAUCCCCUGGUGCAAAAGAUAUGUUUAAAAUUAUGUUUUAUGAAAUGCAUAAAGGAAUCAUGUAUUUACAUGUAUCAUAAUACAUGUAUUUAGACAUAGUAAUUGUUUAAUUCUGUUACUUAGUAUAAUUUAUGCACAUCUCUAAUAUAUUCAAGUACAAAACAUACUUAGAAAGAGUAAAAUAAAAGUCAUUUGCUACAUAUACAUUUACAUUAAUUCAUUGAAUUAUACAAAAGUCAGGUAUUUUACUGAAAUAUCUUAAAGUUCCAAAUGUUACAUAUAAAUAUUACAUGUAAAUAAUUGCUGAUAAAUGUUUUUAGAUGUAAGAAAAAAUUCUCAAUUCUUGAAAAUAUCACACAGACAUGAUUUAAGGAAAACGUGAACAAGGAGCCCAGAACUCGGACUUCUCAUUUUUUUAUGUCUACCAGAAGGUACACAUCUAUUGUGUGUGUUUAAUAUAUAUAAUUCUACAGUCUUCUCAGAGCUAAUGAUGUUCAAUGAUGCUUUCCUUUUCAUACAUAAAUAUGUGUUAUGCAGGUGUGAUUUCAUGUAAAUAGAAUUAUUUGUGGGUGUGCGGUUUUAAACAGAUUGGAAAAAGCAUAAUUUAUUAUGAGAUUUUAGGGAUAAUGUAAAAUUCUAGAUGAUCUUGUGCUAAAUAGAUGUCUUGUAGUGGGAGAAAGCUAUAUUAGAAAUACAAAAUGCUCAUUAAAUACUUGUAUUUAAUUACAAUGUGUGCUUAUGCUUUGUGUAAUAUUUUAUGAUCAGGCUCAUACUAUGUAAAUACUAGUACAUGAAUGACAUAUAAUUUGGUAGGUUGUACAUGUAUAUUGUAUAUAUUUUAUGUAUGAAAUAUUCACAGAUGAAUAAAAUAAGAUAUUGGGUGAUUAAAAAAUAUUGA